AUGACCAUUGACUACAUCACAAACCAAGAGCAGAGCUUGCCAGAUUUGGAUUCAUUUUAUACCAUCCAAUUCUGGAAUGCUGUCCAGGAGGCAGAGCUCAAAUCUGGUCUUGCCACACUUCCUGGUGGAAAAAACAAAAUUGGUCUUUGUGUUUAUCCAGAUGACAUUUUUCAAGUAUCAAUGCCAAAGCAAUGUCAGCGGUAUGACAUUUACAUUGCAGAAGUCCGAAAGGCAGUUGAGGAGAUUAUUCAACACACUGGUACCAGGUUGAGCCCCCAUGUUGCUUCGGCUGUACUCAACCACUUCAAUGUCCUGUUCUCCAGACAUAUCUACAACAUUCCCAUGGUGCUGAUGACCACUGGGCUCAUCGCAAAAUUUGAAGAUUUGACUGCAAAGUAUGAGAUGUGUUUCCAAGAGUAUGAUCUGACCCCCAUAUUCAUACCCAAUAUUUCUCCUGCCUUUGUCAACCGUGGUCAUAAUUAUGUUCAUGAACACUAUACGAUCUAA
Molecule: messenger RNA, 507 nt
Organism: Cantharellus anzutake
Lineage: Eukaryota; Fungi; Basidiomycota; Agaricomycetes; Cantharellales; Hydnaceae
Exons: 3
Coding region: 1-507 (168 amino acids)
Source: RefSeq, a predicted model, not a curated record